This is a messenger RNA of Lathyrus sativus (Indian pea), 2520 nucleotides long. The record is from the annotation of a GenBank genome assembly. NCBI's taxonomy places the organism in Eukaryota, Viridiplantae, Streptophyta, Magnoliopsida, Fabales, Fabaceae.
AUGGCGGACACCACUUUCAAUCUCCUCCACAAUUUCAAAUCAAACAGGGAUUCUUAUGGGUUCGCAUUAAGGCCUCAAUACGCACAAAGAUAUAGAGAGUAUUCCUUAAUCUACAAGGAAGAAGAAGUUGAAAGGUCAGAUAAAUGGAGAAGUUUCAUUGAACAGAUAGAUAAAUCAUCUCAAGCAAGUUCUUCUGAGAACAAACAUAAAGAAACAUUGAAAGUUGAAAGUAGUGAGGUCAAAGAAGAGAAAAAUCCUCAUAGGGUAAGUAAUGGGGAUGAUUCGAGUAGCAGGACUUUUCCUGAAUCUGCGGAGGUAGAAGAGACAAAUGCAGACAGAAUUAGUGUGGGAGAAAUUGAGAUAAAAGAAGGUGACUCAAGUAGCAGGACGUCUUCUGGAGAAACUGAGAUAAAAGAAGUUACUGGUUUGGGGAAGGCUAGUGAAGGUGACUCAAGUAGGAGGGAGUCUUUUUCUGAUUGCUCAACAAGAAAUAAUUCUCCAAAGGAACUGCACCAUUCAGAAGAAAGAAAGACCCGUAAGGUUCAACGCUGGGCUGAAAUUAGGUCAUCUCUUAGUACCAUUGAAGAAAUAUUGAGCUCUCGUGUCAAGAAAGGAAAAAAUAUGAAACAUGAGAAGACAAAUGUUAGUGAUGGCCACCUUCCAUCUAUAGAAAAAUCAGAACCUGUAGAAGGGGAUCCUGAGGAAGGUAUUCAGGGAAAGGUCGGCACUAAUGAGACUCUAGAUGGCGGUAAUGGUUCAAGGGCGGAAAAUAAUUUAAUGGAUCAAGACCUGCCAGAACUUUUCUUCCCGUGGAAGGAACUGCAGUCCCUUGUUCAGGGAGGAGUCCCCAAGGAUCUUAGAGGAGAGGUCUGGCAAGCCUUUGUAGGUGUGAACACACGGCGGGUGGAGCGCUAUUAUGAUGAUCUUUUAGCUCAAGAAACUAAUAGUUGUGAAGGCAAGGAGCAAGAUGUUCAAUCUGUUGCAUCAGGGAAAUGGAGAAAGCAGAUUGAGAAGGACAUACCACGAACUUUCCCAGGUCACCCUGCUUUGGACGAAAAUGGCAGAAAUUCCUUGAGGCGUUUAUUGCUAGCAUAUGCUCGACAUAACCCCUCUGUUGGAUACUGUCAGGCAAUGAACUUCUUUGCUGGUUUGUUGCUGCUUCUUAUGCCAGAAGAAAAUGCCUUUUGGACCUUCGUUGGAAUUAUUGAUGAUUAUUUUGAAGGCUGCUAUACGGAAGAAAUGAUAGAAUCCCAGGUGGACCAGCUUGUUUUUGAGGAAUUGAUGCGUGAAAGAUUUCCUAAACUAGUUAAUCAUCUAGAUUACUUGGGAGUGCAGGUAGCAUGGGUAUCUGGGCCGUGGUUUCUAUCAAUCUUUGUAAACAUGAUUCCAUGGGAAAGUGUUAUUCGAGUUUGGGAUGUUCUGCUGUUUGAAGGGAACCGUGUUAUGCUAUUUCGAACAGCGCUGGCUCUAAUGGAAUUAUAUGGUCCUGCGUUAGUUACAACAAAAGAUGCAGGUGAUGCAAUUACUCUAUUGCAAUCACUUGCUGGCUCGACAUUUGAUAGCAGCCAGCUUGUCUUUACUGCUUGUAUGGGUUUUCUAGCUGUGACUGAGGCACGAUUGCAGGAACUGAGAGUAAAACACCGCCCAUCUGUAUUAGAAGUUAUAGAAGAGAGGUCAAGGAAAGGACGAGUUUGGAAAGAUUCAAAGGGGAUUGCAACUAAAUUGUAUAGUUUCAAGCAUGACCCAGGGUCACCACUGGUGAAAGAAAAAAAAGAUAAUGACAAAGGUGAUAAUGUAGCUGAUAAGGAUGUGCAGUUGGGCUUGGAGUCCCAUUCCUCUAGCUUAGAUGAACUGCUUAAUAGUCUCAAUAUUGAUUCCAAAAUGGAUUCCCUACCCGAUCUCCAGGAACAGGUAGUUUUGUUGAAGGUUGAGCUGUGCAGGUUGCUGGAGGAGAAAAGAUCUUCCAUACUCAGAGCUGAAGAACUAGAAACAGCUCUAAUGGAGAUGGUGAAGGAAGAUAAUCGUUUGGAGUUGACUGCGAGGGUUGAGCAAUUGGAGCAUGAGGUAGCCGUCUUACAACAAGCCCUUACUGAUAAACAAGAACAAGAAGCUGCCAUGCUGCAGGUUCUAAUUCGGCUAGAGCAGGACCAAAAGGUUACCGAAGAUGCCCGCAGAAGAGCAGAACAAGAGCUUGCAGCUCAGAAAUUGGAAGUUCACGUGCUCCAGGAAAAGUAUGAGAAGGCCACAGCAUCAAUUGCUGAGAUGCAGAAGCGAGUUGUUAUGGCAGAAAGUAUGCUGGAGGCUACCCUUCAAUAUCAAUCUGGUCAAUCCAAAGCGCAAUCUUCUCCAAGGGCUGGUCGUGUAGAAAACCCUUCACGGAAGAUCGGUCUUCUAAGUUUUGGACUUGGUUGGCGUGACAGAAACAAGGGUAAACAGAACACCGAGGAAUCAACCGAAAGUCCACAUGACAAUGUCACUCCAAGAAAAGAAUCCAAUAUAGAAGAACAACAAGGUAGAUAG